AUGUACUCAACUUGUAUAUUUCUCUCCAAAACUUCCUCUUUUGCUGACUCCAUGUACAAGCAGUCAUGUGGCAUGACCACGGGCUCACUAAGAACAUUCUUGACAAACCUGUACAUGGAUUACUUGGAGAACAAGAAUGAAAAAGGCAAUAUCCCUAAAGAGUUCAAGGACAGUUCCCCAAAAACUAAGCCACAUACCAAGACCGAGACACAAAAUACGCGCCUAGCCAUACUCGCCCAAGGCUCCACAUCGCCUCCAGAGACUUUCAGCAGCCUUCGCCCGACCCUGCAUCCCCAGCAGCUUCUCCGCUCGAAGUCCUUUCAUCAUGCUCUCCUUGGCUUAGAUGGUGGUCCAAGCCCCCUCCACAUGCGUGUGAGUACCGUUGUUGUUGUACUGGUGCUUGCCUGCUGGACCACCGUCAAGAGUGACCCCAUCGGAGCCGGUUUGCUUGCAGCUGGGCUGCUGGGAGCACCAUUGCUCGGGCUAGCCGCACUCAGGGCAUUUUGGCUAUUCCUGUUUGGACGUCGAUUCCUUCACGGAAAGCGUUCAGUUGAUGACCCAACUCUGGAAGAGAAGAAUGCCUUGUUAUCCACUGUGAGUGAACUUGACCAAGACGGAUGUAUUCGUAAGAUGUUGUGCCAACUGCAGACUAAGGAGGAAACAUCCCGCACCCUGGAAGAGAAACUUCUAGCGAAGUUAUUCACUAACAGCAGCACUGAAAACAUUACCCCAUAUAACGCCGCCUUCGUGUACGCCACAGAUAUCGGCAUAAAGACUCGCAACGCUGCCGUCUGCGAGAAGGUCUUCAACAAGUGCUCAGUUGGUGAUCUUGAAAUGAGUGACCUGUUGCAGAAGACCUGGGGCUGCCCUUCCAACCUUUCUCAAUAAUAUACUGUUAAAUAAACAAUAAACAAGGAUACAAGUACGGAUACAGGAACGUGGCUACGCUAGACGUGAACGUCAUCCUCUACUUACAUUCGCGUCCUCGCCUAAAUUUUUAAGUUUCGAGUAGUAGAAUAUUAAUUUUAGAACAGUAGUCAAUAAUUAAUUACAAAUAACAACUAUUGUUAUAUAUUUUUAUACAAAUGACAUCGAAUGUUUCUUUUGUUAGCAAUACAUAGCAACAUAUUUAAUGCAUUUGAGGUUUCCGGAUUUAAAAUGACUUUAUUUGAAGAUCUCGAGGAACUGAGGCUCUGACAAACAAGUUCAGAUCUUCUCUGAAUGUUGAAGAUCUCGAGGAACUGAGGCUCUGACAAACAAGUUCAGAUCUUCUCUGAAUGUUGAAGAUCUCGAGGA
This is a messenger RNA of Cherax quadricarinatus, 1296 nucleotides long. The record is from RefSeq and is a predicted model, not a curated record. Lineage: Eukaryota; Metazoa; Arthropoda; Malacostraca; Decapoda; Parastacidae.